AUGGACAAGAAGAUAAAGGCCGCUCAACUAAAAAGAAGGAUCGCGGUGGAAAAUAUAAGUGCUCUCGAACGGUUCCAAGUGCAAUUUUCUGGGGAUGACGCCAAGCAAAUUCCGGAGGCGUUAGAGGACUUGGAACGGCAUAAGGAAGGGUUCUUCGCCGCGGUAUCGAAACUGGAAGAGCUCGAUGACAGUAAUGAAGCGAUUGAAGCUUGCAUCAUGGACAGGAUCAACAUCGAGGAGCGGUGUAGGAAGCUAAAAUCCUUCCUACGGGACAACCUUCGACGGGAGGAAGGUGCCCUAAAUGAUACAUCGGCUUUGGCUUCUUCAACGCUUGCGUUUGGUCGGCCAAACGCACCACAUCUACGUCUUCCGAAGAUCGAGUUGCCAUCAUUCGAUGGCGACCAAACGAAAUGGCUGUCGUUUCGUGACCGAUUCAUCGCAAUGAUCGACGCUUCACCGGAGCUUCCGUCGAUUGCGAAGCUGGAAUAUUUGCUGUCAGCAUUGAAAGGGGAAGCGGGGCUUCCUUUCGAACACACGCCGUUGACAGCGGACAACUACUCGGUGACGUGGGCAACUCUUCUAAAAAGGUACGAUAAUCCACGUACACUAAUCCGUGAGUAUUAUCGGAAGCUACAUUCCUUUCCGCCCGUACGCGCGGACUGUGUGGAUGAGUUAGUGCAUUUGGUGGAUGAAUUCAUUCGUCAUGUGAAUGGGUUACUAAAGCUCAACGAGCCCAUCGAUCAUUGGGAUACACCGUUGACAAAUUUGCUGGUUAUGAAGCUAGAUCACGCUACUGUUUUAGCAUGGGAAAAGCAUUCGGUCCAUGCCAAGAAGGACAAAUACAAGGAGCUCAUCGACUUUGUACAAGAUCGAAUACAAAUAUUGAAGGCGACUCGGAGUACUACUUGUGAAGAUGACACUAGUAUCACUAAGGUGGCUGGUACGCAGCGUUAUCCAAGUUCGCGGAAGACAAUCGUUCACUCAGCCGUAGCACAACCGGUGUCAAGUAGGAUGAUUGUAUCACCACCACCGAAGUGUCCCUUGGAGUGUACGGAGAACCAUUUCUUACGAAACUGUCCGGUGUUUGGCAGUAAGGACGUGCAGCAACGUCGGGAAGUGGUUACAUCGAAACACUUAUGUUGGAAUUGUCUCGGAGAUUCCCAUCAAGUGAAAUCCUGCAAGUCGGAGCAUGCUUGUCGCACGUGUCAUCAGCGACACCAUACACUCUUGCAUGUUCCUACCACUACAACGAUCACGAUGGCAGCUCACGACGAUCGCAGUUCGGUGAUCCUGGAAACGGCUGUCCUAUUCAUCGUGGGUGACGACGGAAAGAAACAUGAGGCAAGGGCGCUCCUUGAUUCAGGCUCCAUGUCGAAUUUUAUUUCCGAAUCACUUUCUCGGAAGCUUACGGCUACUCGAAACAAAAUCAACGUGGCAGUCACGGGCAUCGGAAAAACGGCACAAUCGGCGAGAGGGUCGAUCGUCGCAACUGUGGCAUCGAGGAAUCAAUCGUAUUCUAAUCAUCUGGAGUUCCUCGUUCUGGAGUCACUAUUUGCACAUACUCCAAUUACACCUAUCGAUACUUCAUCGUGGAGUAUGCCCGAUCUGCAGCUGGCAGAUCCUUCAUUUAAUGUUCCGGGCAACAUAGACAUCGUAAUCGGCGGAUACACGUUCUGGGAGAUUCAUUCAGGACGAAAACGAUCUAUGGGCACGGGCAAACCUUGGCUCGUGGAAACAUCAUUCGGCUGGAGCGUGACAGGGAAUGCAUCAAACGGUACACCUCCUCAACCAUUUCAUCGUUCGGGCUACGGAAGUCCACCUACGGAAGAGAAAACAAAUCAGAAGGGGGCAUCAAAGUCAAGCCUGGGUUUGCGAAGAACAGAAAGCUACAAGAUCGAAAUCUACAAGGGGAAUAUUGGAAUGAUCAAUAUCUACAUACCAUCACACGUUUAUCGGCGUAUCAUUUCAUCGCGAAGCAACGGGCUUCAUCAGGCAUCAUAUUCGGGGUAA
This is a messenger RNA of Anopheles funestus (African malaria mosquito), 2010 nucleotides long. RefSeq lists its product as uncharacterized. NCBI's taxonomy places the organism in Eukaryota, Metazoa, Arthropoda, Insecta, Diptera, Culicidae. The record is from RefSeq and is a predicted model, not a curated record. The coding region runs from base 1 to 2010 and encodes 669 amino acids. The transcript is spliced from 2 exons.